CACAACGGUUAAUUAACACGCGUUAAUGUGCUUACGUUGCGCUCGAGUAUAUGUAAAUGGUAUCUCAUGUUUGUUGUGCACAAUCUAAACUAGUGUAACUGAUAUAUACACCACCACACAGCUCACAGCCCUAUAGCGCGUAUUUUAUUUUACGUAACUUGAGCUUGAGUGAAAUGUUGAUAACGCGAUGCAGUCGACAAUGUUUCGCGUGUCCCGAAAUAGCUUAUUCUCGUUGACCAAAAGUUUCACGUGUCGGAGCGCGAUUUGUGGUGCGCAUUCGAUCAAUGUUAGCGGACGUGAAAUUGAUGCGGAGCAACCACUAACUGGUGUGCGGAUAUUGGACUUGACAAGAAUAGUCGCCGGCCCGUAUUGCACGAUGCUACUGGCAGACCUGGGGGCUGAGGUGAUCAAAAUUGAGCGUCCCGGAGGUGGUGACGAGGCUCGCAAAUGGGGACCACCAUGGGUUAAUAACUCAAAAGAAAGUUGUUACUUUCUUCCGGUUAAUCGUAACAAACAUUCAGUUUGUAUUGAUAUCAAGUCUAAAGCUGGAAAAGAGAUCAUCUGCGAUCUUGCAAAAGAAGCAGACGUUUUAAUUGAGAAUUAUGUUCCUGGCAAACUCUCUGGAAUGGGUUUGGGUUAUGAAGAUUUAAAAGCAAUAGCUCCGAAAUUGAUUUAUUGCUCUAUCAGCGGAUACGGUUCGGAGGGUCCAUACAAAAACAUGCCCGGGUACGAUGUUAUCGCAGCAUCCCGUGGCGGUUUGUUGCACAUAACGGGUCCUGAAAAUGGGGAACCUUCAAAAGUUGGUGUGGCUAUGACUGACCUUGCGACUGGACUAUACGCUCAUGGAGCAAUCAUGGCCGCGUUACUGCAUAGAAGUAAGGACGGCAAGGGACAAAAAAUCGAUGUUAACUUGCUCAGUACUCAAUUAGCUUGCCUCAUUAAUGUGGGCUCCAAUUAUUUGAAUGGCCAUCGGGAAGGAAAGCGAUGGGGCACUGCGCAUGAGAGUAUCGUGCCUUAUCAAUCAUUCAAAACAAAAGACGGUUAUUACACCGUCGGUACUGGCUCCGAUCUGCAAUUUAUAGAUUUUUGUAAGAUGAUUGGAAGGCCUGAGUUGUGUGAAAUGCAAGCGUACAAAACUAAUAAAGAUCGUGUUGUCAACAGAGAGUCGUUGAUUGAUAUACUUAAAGACGUUCUUGGAACUAGGACAAAUAAAGAGUGGGAGAACAUUUUUCAAAGGUCUUCAUUUCCGAACGGACCGGUUAAUUCGAUUGGGCAAGCUUUCGAUGAUCCACAUGUUCGCUCAAUUGGGUUGGUCAAAGAGGUGGAUCAUCCAACUGCUGGGAAAAUUAAACUUGUAGGACCGGCUGUGAAAUAUUCAAAGUCUAAUAAUGAGAUUAAAAUGCCUCCACCAGUGUUAGGCCAGCAUACUAAUGAAGUGUUAAAGAAAGUUUUAAAGUUUAAUGAUGCAAAACUGAAAAAAUUGCGAGAACUUCGUGUUAUUCAAUGAGAAGCAAUAUUUUAAAUGUUUAUCUUUUAUACUAAUAAAAUUUAUAUUUUUAUCUUA
This is a messenger RNA of Dalotia coriaria, 1564 nucleotides long. RefSeq names its product succinate--hydroxymethylglutarate CoA-transferase. The transcript has a single exon. Gene Ontology annotation, molecular function: catalytic activity. The record is from RefSeq and is a predicted model, not a curated record. NCBI's taxonomy places the organism in Eukaryota, Metazoa, Arthropoda, Insecta, Coleoptera, Staphylinidae. The coding region runs from base 188 to 1507 and encodes 439 amino acids.